GAGAAAAUGGUGACGGGCGUGAAGAAGGUAGUGAAGAAGGGACUGAUCGGCGGGAUGAGCUUCGCUAAAGAAGCCGGGGCAAUCAAUUGGUUCCCCGGUCACAUGGCCGCCGCAACUCGCGCCAUCCGUAACCGCCUCAAGCUCUCCGAUCUCGUCAUCGAAGUUCGCGAUGCCCGUAUUCCAUUGUCAUCGGCGAACGAGGAUCUGCAGCCACAGUUGUCAGCGAAGAGACGUAUCAUAGCUCUCAAUAAGAAAGAUUUAGCAAACCCUAAUGUUCUCAAUAAAUGGAGUCAUUAUUUUGAAUCAAAGAAGCAAGAUUGUGUUGCUAUUAAUGCACAUAGCAGAAGCUCUGUUAAGAAGCUUCUUGAUCUCGUGGAGUUUAAGCUUAAGGAAGUGAUUGCUAGGGAGCCUACUUUGCUUGUUAUGGUGGUUGGUGUCCCCAAUGUUGGCAAAUCUGCACUUAUUAACUCGGUUCAUCAAAUCGCUGCGACUCGGUUUCCUGCGCAGGAUAGAUUAAAGAGAGCCACGGUUGGUCCAUUGCCUGGCGUAACCCAAGAUAUUGCUGGUUUUAAGAUUGCUCAUCGACCUAGCAUAUAUGUUCUGGACUCACCUGGUGUGUUAGUCCCAAAUAUCCCCGAUAUUGAAACCGGUCUGAAGCUUGCACUUUCAGGGUCCGUCAAAGAUUCAGUAGUAGGUGAAGAGCGCCUUGCGCAAUACUUUCUAGCUAUUUUAAACACUAGAGGGACUCCUUUACAUUGGAAGUACUUAUUCGAGGGAAGAAACGAAGGGUCUUCUUCUCAUCCAGACUCCAUCGAUAAACCAAGCUACAACUUAAAGGAUCUUAGACAUCAGAGAUCAAAACAACCAGAUUCAUCUGCUGUGCACUACGUUGGGGGUGUGAUCUCAGAAGUGCAACGUUCACUGUAUACAACUCUCUCAGAAUUCGAUGGGGACACGGAGGAUGAGAAUGACUUGGAGUGUUUGAUAGAGCAGCAGUUUGAAGCUUUACAGAAGGCAUUGAAGGUUAAUACCAAAGCAUCAUCAGAAGCAAGGUUAAUGGUUUCCAAGAAGUUUCUUACUUUGUUUAGGACAGGUAGACUUGGUCCUUUCAUCCUUGACGAUGUCCCUGAAACUGACUCGUCGUUAUAA
Eruca vesicaria subsp. sativa (arugula) is the source of this 1149-nucleotide messenger RNA. NCBI's taxonomy places the organism in Eukaryota, Viridiplantae, Streptophyta, Magnoliopsida, Brassicales, Brassicaceae. The record is from the annotation of a GenBank genome assembly.